Acanthocheilonema viteae is the source of this 1446-nucleotide messenger RNA. The record is from the annotation of a GenBank genome assembly. Lineage: Eukaryota; Metazoa; Nematoda; Chromadorea; Rhabditida; Onchocercidae.
AUGGCUCGUGAAGACCAUGCUUCAUUUAUCUUUCCCCCAAUUUUCUUAAUUUUUUGGAAUCGUGCAACUCCUUAUUUACAGCGUCAACCAUCAUUCUCUAACACGAAAGAAUCAUGUCAGACGAAAAUUGCUACUCUCCGGAAAUAUUUUCUUACCGCAGCACCACAAUUGAUGACACGUCUUGGCAAUAUUUUGAUAGAUCUAGCAAAAGAACAAUCGGUGAACGAUCUAGAUUCUGUCCUUCUAGAACUAGUUCAGAAUGCUGAUGAAGGAAGACUUCCUAAUGAAACUAAUGAGCGUCCAAAUGAUACAAACGAUGACAGCCGUGAUUUAGCAUUGGUUGAGUCGGAAUCACAGGAAGCAACGGAAUUGAUUAAACUCAUCCAUGCUGAUUCAACUAAUCGUUUUGAGCGUGGAUUGAGCCGUGAAUUGACACCAGAUGAAGUUUCGAAAUUUGAGCAAGCAAAGCGACAAUUAUCUACUGGUAGGGCAAAGUUGAGAAAGCAACAAACGUUGGAAAAAGUACGUAAUAGAACUGAAGUGGUAGUUGAUGAACAACAACAACAACAGCAACUUAAAAAAUCGGAUAUCGAACAUGGAUUAGAAAAUGAUAUUUGUACGAUUAUCGACGGGAUCUUACCAUUGAUUCGGCAACAUAGCGAAUUGAUCGCUGACGAUAGUUUUAUGCGACAGUUGCGCGAUGAAUUACUGCAACAGGCGUCUGUGAUCUGCUUUCCCGGAGAUAUUGCUCCAACGGAUCUCUUUCGCAGUCAGUUGAGCACAAUUAUUGAUGAUACGUUAUCUCAAAGUUUAAAUGAUCAUUUGAGUGCCUUAGAAUUGCAUAUUCCAAAACGUCAAAACCUCUUACCAUUAAAAGUAUCACUAGUCUGCACAACUGGUAUUCAGUAUGAUUUUGAGUUAAUUUGGUUUUCUGCUUGGUUGAUGCUUUGUGCUUUUGUAAUUCUUGAGAUUUUCCGUUCUAAACAUGUAUCACCAUGGUCAGCAUAUCUAAAUAGUUGGCUAUUGAUUUUCAUCGAUAAACAAGACUCACCAGAACUUAUUUUAACUCCUAUUUAUCUAUUGGCUGGAAUAUUUUUGCCUCUUUUCCUUUCACCUAUCAAUAAUAACGAGUAUCGUCAUUUGUAUCAUUUCGCGGGUGUUGCUACAGUUGGUGUUGGUGACAGUUUGUCAGCAAUUGUUGGUUCACAGUAUGGACGUUUACAUUGGCCAAAAUCACAGAAAACAGUGGAAGGAAGUGUUGCAUUUGCUCUUGGCCAAUUUACCUUUUCUAUUCUAAUAUGUUUAUAUUAUUUAAAAUGUGAUAUUGGGAUUUAUCAUUUACUUAGGAUUUUAUUUUGCUCACUUAUAUGCGCCCUUUUUGAAGCUGGAUUACCUGCCAUGGAUAAUAUUAUUCUACCUGUGAUAGCUUAUUUGAUUUUGUUUUAA